GCAAACAAUUGUCACAAGUAACCAGAUAUUUCUUACUGAUAUCGGAUUCUACAUCAAAUGAUAUAUAUUUUAUUCAGGACUUGAAUCGAGUGCAAAACGUUUACUGAUCUAAAAACUGCCAAACUGAAAUAUUAGCGGAUACGAAUAUUAAAUCAAACUUCUUUCAAAAUACACUAUAGAUCAGUUUCACUCCUGAAUUUCAUCAAUAAUAGACAUCUUGAUUCCAAGAAAGGUUUUCCAUUUCAAAUACUAUUAAUUAUUCUUUUUUCAAUGAUAGAGACUUAGUUCUCUAUUCUCCUUCAGCACCUACCACCCUCUUUAGUUGAAUAGUCAAUUCCUAUUGGAUUAAUUUAUGAUGUUUGUUGAUUGGCUUGAACACAUGCAAUGAUUGAUUAUAAAAUUUUCAGCGAUAUUAACUUAUGGAAAAAAUUAAUAUUAUUAUAUAUACUUUUUAGAUGUUAAAACGAACAGUUUCAUCAAUUUAUUUAAUUACGAUUAAUAAUCGUCGUUUAUUUUCAUUAACAACUAUAACAAAUCGACAACAACAAAAAAAUAUUAAUGAUGAUUCAAAUGAAAUAAAUAAUCAACAUCGUCAAUUUGGACAAUAUCAUUCACGUUCAUCAAAUUUUAAAAAUCGAAUACAACAACAUAAAAAUAAAGAACAAGAACAAGAAGAUCUUGAUGUUAAAAAACCUCUAUUUAAUAGAUAUAAUGUCACGCGAUUACGUUCAAAAAUACCAUCCCAUAAGAAAUCUAUAGAAGAUGAUGAAAAUGAUAUAUUUACUGAGGAAAAAGAUGAUUUAACAAUGCUUGGAACAGAUAAAAAAGCUUUUUCUUCAUCAUCGACAAUACCUGCUGAAAAACGAACUACAACUGCAAUUUCAUUGAAUAAAAAGACUCAAACGUAA
Messenger RNA from Rotaria sp. Silwood2, 908 nucleotides. The record is from the annotation of a GenBank genome assembly. Lineage: Eukaryota; Metazoa; Rotifera; Eurotatoria; Philodinida; Philodinidae.